Messenger RNA from Wasmannia auropunctata (little fire ant), 1535 nucleotides. RefSeq lists its product as uncharacterized. Gene Ontology annotation, biological process: regulation of transcription by RNA polymerase II. The record is from RefSeq and is a predicted model, not a curated record. Bases 357 to 1535 code for a protein of 392 amino acids. NCBI's taxonomy places the organism in Eukaryota, Metazoa, Arthropoda, Insecta, Hymenoptera, Formicidae. Gene Ontology annotation, cellular component: nucleus; transcription regulator complex. The transcript has 4 exons.
UCGGCCGUCGUGUUUUCGGAAUAACUCAUCAAAUUCGAGCGAAAGGCGAAUUAAUCAAAUCACGGUUAGCAGGCAUCUUGAUAAGUCUAAAUAAAAGUCGCUCUCAAUCUAGUUUCUUACUGUGUCAAAGUUCUCCUACAACACGAACCUCGCGACAUUUACUUCCCGAUUUCAUCAGCGGAGACGCGAUCGUGAGAGGAAGCCAUAAAUUGAUCUUAACGAAAAGAGAGACAGUUCCGGGCGAAAUUGAAACGAGAUAGGAAUGAGUUUCGUUGGGGUCACCGAUGGAUUUCCACGUCACAAAUGAUCAUCUGUCUGAUCGUAUGUACUCAUCACGGUUGUGAUAAAGGUGGACUAUGAAAAGAAAAGAUAAGAUGGCUUCUUUUGAUGAAUGCUACUGUACUGAUAAUGAAGCGUGUAUUAAUGAAAAUGAAAACAACCAAAUAUUUGAACACAGCGUGGAAAGUUCUGGAAAUACGUAUGAUGAACUGCUCAUAGAUAGUGUAAAAAAUUUUCCUAAUUUAUAUGAUCAUUCUUUAAAAGAAUUUAAAGAUUUAAAAAUGAGGGAAAAUUCUUGGCUCGAAAUUGCUAAUAUAUUGCAUAUUUCAGUUAAGACUUGUAAAAACAGAUGGAUAUGCUUACGUGAUCGGUUCACAAAAGAGAUGCGCAAGAUAGAAACACAAAUUGGCAGGGUGGACAUUUACAGAAUUAAAUUCCCAUUAUUCGACAAAAUGUUAUUUUUACAACAACAUAUCAAACGAAGAAAGGGAUAUUCAAGAAUUAAUCCAACUGUAGAAAAGCAAUUAAUUGAUAUGAUAAAUAUCUAUUCUUCUAAUUUCAAUGAAGUCACAAGUAAUGCUUCUUCAUCGAAUCAAACGAUUCCAUCCAAUUAUUCAGAGAUACCAAACACUGAUUUUAAUGAGAAUUUACCACAUGUCUCUCCUGAUAAUAUACAAUUAUCCGAAACAUCAACUAAUUUUAUUCUUACAACGCCUAGUCUUCUAAAUAUUCAAAGUGAUACACAUCAAACUGAAAAUGUAAUAGAAACAAACACACCGUUACCAUCACCUCAAGACGAAACUUAUAGUUUUUCUGGCAUGGCUGUACUAACAAAUUUAAGAGAUUCAAUACCAAAAGUAUCAAGAGAUCCAGCAUCGAGAGAUUCAGUAUCAAGAGAUUCAGCAUUGAGUGAUUUAGUAUCAAGAGAUUCGUCGUCUCCUGCGCUACAAACAUUACCAAUCAAUAAAAAUACUGAUCCCUUAAACAAAAUAAACAAACGCAUAGAUUCUUGUAUAAGCGAUUUAUUUACAGUUCUUGAUGAUGUUAAAAAAGACACUCUUCAAGAUGUUCCUAUGACUAAUCAAUCAUCUGAUCAAAUGGUUUCAAAUAGCUCUGAUGAAUUAAUACGCGAUGAAAAAUUUAAUUUGUUGAUAGCUGCAGAAUUAAAAAAAAUGCCUACAUUCGAAAAAAAAUUAAAAAAACAAGCGAUUCUAAGUAUUUUAGAUCAUUCUGAACAUUUUGUAGAUAAGACAUAG